Molecule: messenger RNA, 4995 nt
Organism: Melanotaenia boesemani (Boeseman's rainbowfish)
Lineage: Eukaryota; Metazoa; Chordata; Actinopteri; Atheriniformes; Melanotaeniidae
Gene: adam12b
Product: ADAM metallopeptidase domain 12b
Exons: 23
Coding region: 409-3327 (972 amino acids)
Biological process (GO): proteolysis
Molecular function (GO): metalloendopeptidase activity
Source: RefSeq, a predicted model, not a curated record
GUUGCUGCUCCGGUACGAGGGGCGAUGGCAAGUCCGCUGCUUCACUCUGCUCUCCAACAUCCCCUCACUCUGCCUUUUCUGUCUCUUUCUAACAUAUUCACAGCAACACAUACACGCAAAAACAUUAGCACACGCUUCAGUAGGUUUUUCCCCUUAAACCUCUUCCCUCCAUAAGUUGGUUGUUGUAAAAGUUUGACAGCUUCUAUCUUGGAGUGACAGCCGGCUGAAUCUCGUUGGAGUCUAGGUGGUGAAGCCUUUUUUCUCGCCUUCCCCCCCUCCUUAAAUCACUGUGAACUUGCUUGGCACGUAUUUCCAGCCUGUCACUGUGUGAAGUAUCUGGUGGCGCAGAAUUAAUAACGCUGUCUGAACGGAGCGUUUUGCCCCGUUUUACCCCCAACGAACCCGGGCAUGAUGAGCUGGAGGCGGCGGAGGAACUUUGCGCUUCUGAUCUUGACUCUCCACGUCUGGCGUUUGUCCACGGCUGCAGAAAAUGCUGACAACGAGGGAAACAGUCCAGACAAAGCUGAGCGGCUCGGGGAUGCAACCAAACCACAACACUAUGAGACCACCAUACCUCUGCUGCUGAAGGGCAAAGAGAGCAGGCCUCUCAGCCAGCUCAUGUCUGGGAGUUACCCUUCAUCACUCCAGCUGGUGGUAUUUGUGGAAGGUGAACAGCUGAUCCUGCUGCUGGAAAAAAAUGAGGGUCUUUUUGCGAGCCACUACACUGAGACACAUUACAGGGAGGAUGGCAGCACAGUCACGGGCGCUCACAACUUCACGAAUAACUGCUACUACCAUGGGGAAGUCCAGGAGCAUCCGAACUCAGAUGUUACUGUCAGUGUCUGCUCAGGCCUUCGAGGCUUCAUAGCAGUUGAAAACAAGACGUUUAUCAUUGAGCCUGUGUCUGGUCGUGACUCGGGGGCCCACUUCAUCUACCGAGUGGAAGAGCUAAGACUGACUCCUGGAGCCUGUGGCCAUGAUUUCAACAUGUCCUCUGUUGCCCCUGAAAACCACAUGAAAAGCCCCUUUCAGUCCUUCCACACAAGGCAUAAAAGGCAUACUCAGAAGACAACCAAAUACGUUGAGCUGAUCAUUGUUGCAGAUAACAGAGAGUUUCAGAAACAGGGGAAGGAUUUGGACAAAGUUAAACAGAGACUGGCAGAGAUAGCCAAUUACGUGGAUAAGUUCUACAGGGCCCUCAACAUUCGGGUGGCUCUGGUGGGUCUAGAGGUGUGGAGUGACUCUGAUAAAUGUCCCAUCACUCAAGAUCCCUUCACCACCUUGCAUGAAUUCUUGGACUGGAGGAAAAUGAAGCUGCUGCCCCAGAAACCUCACGACAAUGCUCAGCUCAUAAGCGGAGUUUACUUCCAAGGCACUACCAUCGGCAUGGCACCCAUUAUGAGCAUGUGCACAGUGGAGCAGUCUGGAGGCAUUGUCAUGGAUCACUCUGAGAACCCACUGGGUGCAGCCGUGACUUUGGCACAUGAGCUGGGACACAACUUUGGCAUGAAUCAUGACACCCCAGAGCGCGGCUGUGGAUGCAGGAUGACUGCUGAUCGAGGAGGCUGCAUCAUGACCCCCUCCACAGGAUAUCCGUUCCCAACAGUGUUUAGCACAUGCAGCAAGAAGGACCUUGCAGCUAGUCUGGAGAAAGGCGUGGGCAUGUGUUUGUACAACAUGCCGGAGGUCAAGGUGCUGUACGGAGGACAAAAGUGCGGCAAUGGCUAUGUGGAGGAGGGAGAAGAAUGUGACUGUGGAGAACUAGAGGAAUGCAUGAACCCCUGCUGCAACGCCACAACAUGCACCCUCAAGGGAGACGCCGUGUGUGCCCAUGGACAAUGCUGCGAAGACUGCCAUCUCAAACCAGCUGGCACCCUGUGCCGAGAGUCCGGUAACUCGUGUGACCUGCCUGAGUUCUGUACUGGGGCCAGCCCUCACUGCCCAGCCAACGUUUAUCUCCAUGAUGGACACGCCUGCCACAAUGUUGAGGGCUACUGCUACAACGGCAUCUGCCAGACUCAUGAGCAACAGUGCAUCACCUUGUGGGGACCAGGAGCCAAGCCUGCUCCGGAGAUCUGCUUCGAGAGAGUCAACUCUGCAGGUGAUCCUUAUGGGAACUGUGGGAAAGACUCUAAAGGCUCCUUUGCCAAAUGUGAAGCAAGGGAUGCAAAGUGUGGUAAAAUCCAGUGCCAGGGUGGUGCCAACAGACCGGUAAUUGGAACAAACGCUGUGUCCAUUGAAACAAAUAUCCCACUACAAGAAGGGGGGCGCAUCUUGUGUCGAGGUACACACGUUUACCUGGGCGAUGACAUGCCGGACCCUGGACUCGUUCUGGCUGGGACGAAGUGUGGUGACAGCAUGGUGUGCCUGAACAGGCAGUGCCAGAAUGUCAGUGUCUUUGGCGUGCAUGAGUGCUCCGGGAAAUGCAAUGAACGUGGGGUGUGCAACAACAAGAAGAACUGCCACUGUGAAGCACACUGGGCCCCUCCGUUCUGUGAGAAAGCAGGCUUUGGUGGGAGCAUUGACAGCGGGCCAAUGAGAUUGGCAGAUGUGCGUGUGUGUGUAUUAAUGUGCGUGUUGUCGUAUAUGGCAUCAGCCGACAGUGUGCUUAUUGCUGUCGCAAUCCUGGUCACCCUGAUCAGCCUCUUGGUGGCCAUUGCUCUCGUCUUUCUGAAGAGGAAGACUCUGCUGCGCCUCCUCUUCAGCAACAAGAAGAGCACUCUGGAGAAACUCAGAGCUGUUGAGGCAAACAGGCCCACCAGCCCCUUCAGAAGUGAACCCAGGUUUAGACCCACGCCAUGCCGAAAACCCCCACCCAAACCCUCCACAGCCCACAUCUAUAAGACAUCUCUUCUGAGUGCAGAGCCUUUGCUCCCCCCGCACAACUUCCACUCCCACAGCCUGCGCCGACUGCCCCUCUACCAGCCCCUGCAUAUCAGCCAGCCUAUGCCUGUGUCCCUGAGCGUGGGUCAGCCUACCCUGCUUCCUCUGCCAGCUCACCGCCACCAGGUCCUGCCCCCCCACGCAUCCCUCUCGCCACCUCCAGUGCCACCUUUUCUCAGUCUGCCGCGCCAGCAGUCAUCAUGCAGAGUGGACCAGGACUUUGAGAAGCCCAGUCCACCACAGAAACCACUACCUGCAGAUCCAGUGGGGAGAAGCUCUCGGCUAGGUCACAGUCCCACAGCAGCAGGGGUCUACAUCCCCAGGACUGGAGCCCUCCCAGUACCUAUCCCCACUGUGCCCAGACCUCCACCCAGCAUCCCUUUACCCAACAGGCCUGUGCCUGCGCUGCCCUACAGACCACCAAAGACUCCUAAGGACUGCUGAGCUCUUGACUUCAUGGUCAUAUAGAACAUAUUUAAAAGAAAAAAAAACUUUCUUGUUUUGCACUAAUUACUGAGACUCUGCUGAACUUUUCAAACAGCCGGAAGUGUCACAGAGUCCCUGGUGGAAAAGAGGGCUAACAUCACAGCUCGGUGUUAGGCCUAAAUGGUGCUUUGUUGUCCUCGCUCAGGUACCAAUGAACUAUUUAUCUAUUUAACUAUUUAACUUCGAUGUUACCUGUUUGUGCUCAGAGCACUCUGAUGAAAACUGAUUUUCUGCAUGGAAAAUUUCAGAAAAGGAAACUAAGUGUCAUUUUGGAUAUUUCUUUUACAUUCUUUAGGGAUUUUUUUAUACUCUUUUCUUAAAUGAAGUGCUGAAAUAUAUGAUCUUUUUUAUAACUGGAGAGGUUGCUUAAGCGAAAGAGAAAAAAAACUGGGCUUGGAUGAAUAGAAAGGGAAAUGGAGCACAAGUCAGCACGUAACUUGUGGCUCUUUGAGCAGUGUUAUUUAUUUAGUUUGUCAUAUUUUAUUAUGUCUUUAGUACCAAAUACAUUGUCUUUAUCCUUGCUACCAUGGUGCCAAACAAAGUAUAUAAACAUACAUAUAUAAGUUCACUUUCUUUUCUUUUUUUUUUUUUAGAAAAUGCAACAGUUUAUAUGAUUCAUAUAAAGGUAGAUGGAAAUACAUGAAAUACCACCUUUUAUUUCUCUAUACUGAGCCAGAUCAAUCAGAUUGCCUCAUUUUACAGUCACACAGCGAGGCUCUUUGAGCCCAUAUAAGUUCAUUUUUUAACUUGUCAGACUGGCUCUGAUGCACUGUUCUGGGCAUGUGUUGCGUGUGUGACAUGUUCUGGUGAUGCUAAAGAGUCGAGUGUCAACAGAUCUGCCAGACUGAUUGUGUUCCAGAGAAUUACACCAACACCAAACCAUUCAGUAUUACUGCUGGUGUUUGUAUGUUUAACAUCCACGCUCACUUUGUCCAUGAGUGUGUGAGCCAAGCUGGAUGACUUCAACUCUGUAAGCUCUCCAAGCUUCUCCUCGACCAUGUCUAACAAAAUGUUUUAUUGUUUUUGACUGUAGUGUUUUUAUUUUCUUCCACAACAUUUUGUCUGGCUUUUGCUGUUUAUCCAUGCAUUCACUGCAUUGUUGAUUAGAUUCGGAGCUCAGCGUUGCACUUUGUGGCACUUUUUUUUGAUGUUACACUGUAUCCAAAAGUGCUCUGCAAAAUGAUGAAAGUUUGUAACACCCUGCGCUGUGUUUAUGUGCAAAAAUGUGCCAGUAAUGCUUUUAUUUUUUUCUAAUUAGAAAGUGUUCAGAUGUAUUUAACAGUCAUAUUAAUGGCUCUCUGCUGGAAAAUUGUUCAGUCUGUGUGGAUUAUCUGUUAAAUGUUUAUGCCAUUUGUAAGUGCUGUACCAUGUUCAUGUAUUACUUUUUGUGUAACAUGUUCAAAGUCAUUGUGAAGUGUAAAGUUUUUUUUUUUGUUUGUUUGUUUUCUCUAAAAAGCACAGGAACUUAAGAACUGCUUUCAAGCUGUACCCCAUUUAAACUGCUCGGUUACAAAACAAAAGAAAGUUUUUUACAUUUCCAGCAUGACCAACCUGCCUUUAAGGUUGCAGAAAAACAGGAUGAUCGAGAUGAAGUCACAGCCGAAUAAAAGUUAUUUUAUGAUUGUU